This is a messenger RNA of Portunus trituberculatus (swimming crab), 3880 nucleotides long. Its product is annotated as photoreceptor-specific nuclear receptor-like. The coding region runs from base 1 to 1326 and encodes 441 amino acids. NCBI's taxonomy places the organism in Eukaryota, Metazoa, Arthropoda, Malacostraca, Decapoda, Portunidae. The record is from RefSeq and is a predicted model, not a curated record. Gene Ontology annotation, biological process: regulation of transcription by RNA polymerase II; cell differentiation; anatomical structure development. Gene Ontology annotation, molecular function: zinc ion binding; nuclear receptor activity; RNA polymerase II cis-regulatory region sequence-specific DNA binding. The transcript has 9 exons.
AUGGGACGCACGCUGCCUGUCCCCGUGUUGUGCCAGGUGUGCGGCGACAAGUCCUACGGGAAGCACUACGGCGUGUACUGCUGUGAUGGCUGCUCCUGCUUCUUCAAGAGAGCAGCAAGCGGGGGUCAAAAGGCUAUUGUGGUGCCUGAAGCCAAUCCUGAGGAGACUGGGAAGGGAGAGUGUGUGGUGGACAAGGCAAGAAGGAAUUGGUGUCCACACUGUCGCCUUCAGAAAUGCCUCUCCGUCAACAUGAACACAGAAGCUGUGCAAGAAGAAAGAGGCCCAAGAAAACCUAAACUCAAGCAGCAGCACCACCAACAACAGACUUCCCUCACUAAUUGCUCCACUCCCGAGUUGGGAACGGUUCCCUCGGAACUCACUGGGCCGCCUCCUCCACCUCCUCCUCCUCUUCCCCCUCCUCCUCCCUCCCUCGUGACUAUCAGCGGUCCUCCUCCAUUGCUGCCUACUUUCACCUUCCAUCCAUUGCCGAAGCUGCCAUCUGGCCCCAUACCCGCGGUGCCUGAAGUGCCGCCGGCCCUCACGAGUCACUGGUGCUCAUUAGAAAAGCCUUGGUCGCACUGCUCCGUCCGUGCCGCUUCCUCCUCCUUUUCUACCGCCACGACCGCCACCGCCACACCUCUGCCUUCCGCCUCUGAAGCUACAUACUUCUGCCUUCAGUACUGUACGACCCAGCCCUCAGCAAUUCGCAAAUUCAAGCAUUCCACCAAAGGUCAGCUACGAGAAGAGAUCGGAGUGCAAGUGUUGGGUUGGCUGGUGCGUCAAGCCAGGACCUCCCCCUUCCUCACCCCGCUACCGCACAAUGACCUCCUGCUCCUUCUUACAAGAGCUUGGCCACAACUCUUGCUCUUACAUGCAGCAUACUGGCCUCUGGACCUGCUCCUCCUCCUUCAAAAUGAAGCAAAGGUUGAUCUUAAAGUUUCAAAUAAUGAUGGUAUAUUGCCAGAUAUGUACAAGAGUGAGGAGACGGGCCAGGUUUCUGCAGCACUUAGAAUGUGCCGUCAGUAUUCCUUAGAUUCCACUGAGCUGAUGCUCCUCUCUGCAGUCAUUCUUCUUAGAUCACAGCCAGGCCUAUCAACUGAAGGGAUGUUGUUGAUAUCAGCAUUGCAAGAGAGAGCUCAAGCCACUUUGAGUAGUCACACAGUCUCAGUCUGCCCCAGUGACCCACUCAGACCAUCAAACCUCUUACUUUUAGUGGCCUCCCUACACUGCCUUCCCCAACAAGUAGUAACUAACACUCUUAUCCCUAGCCUUGCAUCUCCUCAGGCUGCAUCAUUUGUUGUAGCCACUUUCCUUUCUACAAGCUGAAUCUGUAGGUAAUAUUAACUAAUCUCCAUACAUGUAAGAUUUAUGAAUGUUUAAACAAAAAUUAUACAUUCUCAAAUAUUAUUUUCUAUCAGUACCUGGGCAGCAUGGUAGCUUAGGAAAUAAUAAGUUGGACUACAAAACAAGAAGUCCUGGGUUGGAGGUCACAGUCAGGAUUCUUCUGACACAACUACCUAUUACUAAAUUUAUUGAGCCUUAAAUGGAUACUGGUCAGCAAUGACUAGUAACGUUAAAGGUAACAGAGAAAGGUACUGGCCACCCUGCUCCAUUUGCCAUAAGCCAAGACCCUGGAUUGGGCAGCUUAUUACUUUUACUUCAUGAGUAUUGAACUCUUUAAACCUUCAUUAAUAACUAAUGCUGAUUUGUAAGAAUACACCCAAAAGGGGGAAAAAAAAAUUCUUCCACAGGUCAGCAACACACAGCCUCAUAAGAAUAAAGCUAAGAAGCAAAUUGAGGCAGUUGGUUACAUCAGCAACAACUGAUGAUCAGUGCUUAUAUGGGUUGCUGGCACACGAAAUACUCACUGGAUAUUGAAGUGAUGUUUGGACAUUCAAGAUAAAAAUACAACUAAGACAUUUAGAUGCAUUAUAUGUUGUCUUAAAUAGGAAAGCAAGUUAAAUUUUGCAUUGUAUGAUAAAAUAUUUCAUUUCGAAAAAUGUGAUUUGUUUCUUUAUUCCAAUAGAAAAGUUGUGCUUUGAUACACAUAUUUUUUAAAUAUUCUCAAUGAAUCACCAGAAUGAUUUAUAUGUACUGAACUGCACCAUCUACAUGGCUAAACAUAAUGACCCCAUUUGUUUAACAAGCAACCUGGAACUCAAACUUGGAAGCAAAAGUAGGCUUGUUCUAAUUAAAAAAAAAAAAAAAAAAAAGAGAUAUCAAAUAAAUAUGCAAGUUCUAUUAUUAAGCAGACCUGGUCUACAUGGUGGAAUAGAAAAUAGAACAUGAAUACUUUGUAGGUCAGUAAAUGAAACUCAGCUUAAAAUAUCAAUAGCAUAAUUCUGAAGUACAUGAUUACAAUAGAUUUAAAUUACACACUUAUGUAUUUGUAUGUCUGUGUGUAUAUCAUAUUCACCUAUUUUUGAAUGAAAAUAAAUAUUUCACUGACAACAUGGUUUAGAAUGGAGCUGCUGACAGUAAUUUUUCUUCUAUCUAGAAUGUGCCUCAUACUACACUCAUGUUUAACUAUACAACAAUAAUACUGUUGUCUUUGUUAGCAUGUCCACCCUUCAUGUUUUUUUUUUCUUUUUUCUUUUUUAAAUACUGUUGCAGUUCUGAUUUGUUUAUGCACCAGAACAACAUAUGCACACGCAUACAUUCAGGAAAAUUUUCUAUGACUAAAUAAAAAUCAAAGUCAAGUAAGCUUUAAUCUUUUAGGAGAAGACAGGACAGAUCCUCACUAAUCACAAUUGUGAGUUGUACAAUCAUAAAAAAAAUAAUACAGACUCUCCUCAGUUAAUGACUGUCCUAUUUAACCAUACCUUAGAGAUACAAUGACUUUAAAUUGUUAAGCAUUUAGAAAGAAUGGUAAUAAUAAUGUAAUGUAUGUAUUGUGUGCCAUACAGAAACCUGGUCCAUGUGGUAGCAACCUUUUAACCAGCCACUGAGCCACUUAGGUCAGCCUAGUCUCCCUCCCACUCACUAAACUUCCCUAUACCCUGCCAUCUAUCAAUAACUCUCCCACUAUCUUAGGAUAAUCAUUACUAUAGUCAGCAUUAUUAUCAUCAUUAUUAUUACCACUACUAGCUUAUGCUGUUGACGUAGUUUUAACUGGCCAAACCCAAUACUAGUUCCUUCAAUUAAAGGUAGUUGGAAGGGAGGAAAGAUGUUCACUUAACAAUGAUUUUGCUUACUGAUGGGAUGUCCGGGAUCUAAUGCUAUCGUACGUGAGGAAUGGCAGUGCAUACUGUAGGCAGUAUUUCAAGGAAUAUUUUAAGUACCUGAAGAACAUUCUAUGAUAAUUGUGUAACCAUUUGACUUUUUAUCGUAUACAAAGUGUUAUUCAAUUAAUACUUAAAAAUAUUGUAACAAUUAAUAACAAUGCCAAUGAGAAAGGGUCCUUUCAUUCACAUUCACACUUACAAUAUGCAAUCCUAAAUACAGGAACAGUUGGUAUAUUCACCAGUUUAUGACUUGGUGGUGCACCACACAUACUUUUUGGUCGUAUGUAAUAAAUGUAAACACAUAUACAUAAGUAUAUGUAGUAUAUGGGUGCACACACACAUGCACACACAUGCACACACACACACACACACACACACACACACACACACACACACAUACACACACACACACACACAAGGAAACAUUGAUAAAAGAAAUAGCAGAAAAGAAGAGGAGUGUGAUAAUAUUUGGGAUGAAAGAACAAAAUAUAACAUAUAAGCCUAAGAGAAUUAAAGAAGAAUUGAAAAUGGUAAGAGAUCUGUUCAAAAAUCUAAAUGAUGAUAAAAAAAAAAAAAAAGACCUACAAGAAGAAGUGGAAGAGAUCCAUAGAUUGGGUCCCUAUAAGGAGGGAGUAAAGAGACCGAUUAAAGCAGUA